GUUCCAAGUUUGUGGGUUGAUAAUUAUCAUAAUGCUCGCUUAAUACGCCUCUGGUAGUGAUCGCUUCGUGUGGAAUAUUUUUCCCUUAAUGUUCAUAACAAACAAUAUAAUCGAAGUAAUUUAAAACUAAUAACAGAUUCGGAGUGACGUCCUUACAUAAAGUGUAUGACUAUUUUGCGGUUGUAAUAACUCAACAAGGUUACCGAGGUUCUUAAGCUUUCUUUCCAACAACCAAUCAUCAUUUUUGUUAAUUUUCUUGAAGAUAAUUAAAAGUUUAUUGUGUGGAAUUUAAAUUUUGGGUUAAAGACUUAAAUAUCUGAUGGAUGGUAAUCUCGUAAAGAAUAAAAUUGCAACUUAUCUGAUCUAUUUAUGACAAUAGCAUUUCCAAUUUGAAGGCUCAACUUUAAUUAUUAUCAUGGACCCCAUGGUUUCAAGUGAUGCGAAACUAACUGAAGAGGAACAAGCUGCUGUCGGUUUCCUAUUCCGACUUUCUGGUGAUGCCGACAAUACACCUUGUGAUACUGACCUAACUAAUUUUGAACCAAGUUUGCCCAGCUGGUACGAUGACGUCAAAUUUAAACGAGCUCAACGAUAUUUUGCGGACAAUCGUGGAGGUAUAUUUGGUUCGAAUAUGGUCAGCCUCAUCAGCCUUUUAGCCCAGCAUAAAGGACUUCAAAUUUUAUGUGCGACUGGUCGCUCCAGUACGGCAGACACUGCAAGGAAACGCUAUGUUUCAACAAUUUUGCAUACGCUAAGUUGGUAUGAGUGCGACCUAACCCCAGGAUCACAAUCAUGGGAGUCCUUGAUGCGUGUAAGAAAAUUGCACUUGAAUGCUUCGAGAUCUGCACAAAGUAAGAAAAUUGGGAUGAUAACUCAAACAGAAAUGACAGUAACGCAGUUUGGAUUCAUGGGAUUUGCACUGAUCCGUCCAGAUGUUUUCGGGAUAGCUCAUGACAACGAAGAAGAUAUAGAAGCAUUUAUUCAUCUUUGGGCAGUGAUAGGGUAUAUGUUGGGUAUCAAGGAUGAAUUCAACUUUUGCCUUAUGCCGGUCAAUGUAGUCAAGAAGGUAUCAGAAACCAUCAUGCGCUAUUUCAUCUUGCCAGCAGUGCAGUUAGAAUCGCCACAAUUCAAAGCAAUGACCGAAGCCCUGGUGGAUGGGUUGAAACAAUUUGUGCCCUAUAUGUCGUACGAAAUACAAAUGUUUCUGACGAGGAGAGCCGUUUGCGUUCCAGGAUAUCAGUACAAUAGGGAUCGCGAGCAAGAACGACUUUGCCCUUCAUUCAUUUCAGAAGAAGGCAUUCAGACAUUGUUGAAGGAACGCUCUAAAAUCACAGGCUACGAAUAUAUGGAAUUCGUAUUUUUUCAUAAAGUUCCGGUUUAUAAUUUUACCAAAAAUACGAUGGUGACUGAAGUUAAUGGGAAUAUUGUUAGUCACAAGACUAAUGUACCUGAAGAUGUGAUUGUAGAAAAUGGAAAAAGUAGACCAAUGGACGAUGGAUUCAGGACGAGACUUAGGAAAUAUUUGGAUUUAGAUGAAAGUACAAGUAUCACUCUCACCUUAGUGGAUUAUGAAACUGAAUGGAAAAACGCAUUGAAUGAUUCCAAAUUUUAUGAAUUGAGUCUUGAAAAUCAGAAGAAAUUGGCGUUUAGGGAAAAAUUGAGGAAAUUGUUCUCUGGAACAAGAUUUGGGACUUAUGUCAUGGAUUGGCUAUUCAGUUUUUUAAUGUGGCGGUUCCGGAGAUACUUAAGUAGCUCGUGAAAUAUUCAAUUAGUAUAACCAAAUAGUGUAAAAAUUAGUCACUAUAUUUUCUCAUUGGAAUUUGUAAAAUAAUCAAGCUGAAAUAAAAACCAUAGUACAAAUA
This is a messenger RNA of Hermetia illucens (black soldier fly), 1862 nucleotides long. RefSeq lists its product as uncharacterized. The coding region runs from base 416 to 1759 and encodes 447 amino acids. Gene Ontology annotation, molecular function: oxidoreductase activity. Lineage: Eukaryota; Metazoa; Arthropoda; Insecta; Diptera; Stratiomyidae. The record is from RefSeq and is a predicted model, not a curated record. The transcript has 6 exons.